AACAGCUUUGUGCUUUCUUCUGUGAAUUUUACAAAUUCUUUGUGACGCAUGCAAAAGAUUGUUUAUUCAUGUAAUUAUGUAAUGAUAAACACCAAUUUGGGGAACAGAUCACAUGGCGUGAUCACACAUGGCUUCCAAGCCCAAGCCAGCCAAACCCUAAACACAUGAGAAUAAUUGACGGCAAAGGCACAAAUCUCACUCUGUGGGACCAACAGUUACUGUGUGCCCUGAAGCUCAUUUAAAAAACGAAACUUGUGAAUUUUAAUAACAUUUUCUCAUAGGUAGACACAGGGAAACCCUAUACAAAUCUUUCAGAGGAAGACAGAAGGGUCACAAAACAUUUUUUUAUUUUUUUAGUUUAUAAAUCACUAUUAUUGUAGGAACACGUUAUGCUGCCAAAAAUCAAGACAUAUUUAAGACACAUCAGCACUGAUGGGACUGACACAUUUCAAGAAAAAAGCCCUGCGUCCCCUGUGCUGACAACUCCUUCAGCUUAGCAGAAAGGAGUGACAGAAUUCUUGUCAGCAUUUCCACAAAGUUCCCCACUCUGUUUUUACCUUUAAAAAAAGUCAAUUAAAAGUAUGUAAGCCCUGCUAGUGUUAAGUAAUUGAUAUACUAGGGACACUUACUCUAGGUGCUAAUGUACUAAUGUGGCUAAUGAGACAGACAAAGAACACUGCCUAAAGUCUGUGAGUGUCUUGAAAACCACAACUUAGACUUCCCAAGCGUGGUAGCAGGCACUCACUCCGAGAACACCCUGCUGACCCUCGGACAGAUGUUCCAGCCCAGCUCACUAACGUGUGCAGAGGUUUAUGGCUCUCGCUCCUCCUUUAAUCAGCAACUGUAUAUUCAACUUCAGUAUUAAAAUAAACCAUUACGAACCUAUUCUGCUCCGUCCAAGACCUAAAUGCCUUUCCUGCCUAUCAAAGAUCUUCAGCUAAGCCUCUCAAAGCCCUGACCUAUGUAUGUGCGGCAUCUCCUCGAUAAAAUCCUUGCUGAGAUGUGGAUGGGGCAGGCGGAUGAAGCUGAAACCUUCGGGGUGUCAGUGCGACCAUACCUCCACCUGUAGGAACCAUUCACCUGGAAAACACGGUCACUUGGACAUUUUCAAUUAAGUUCCCGACCUUUUACCACUAGAACCCAAUGGCCCACGAUUAAACAUUAAACCGUGUCAGUAAAACGGCGUGAAAAUGUUCACACACCCACAGCCCCAGACGCACCUGCCCCAGACCCUCACCCGCCGCUCUAUUUCCCCGAUCUCGCUCCCGCCUUCCCCGAACGCGCUCCCACUCCUCCCCUCCGGCUCCCCCUGCUCCCGCCUUUCCCGAUCCCGCAUGCGCGUUCCCCGCCUCCCGCCUUUCCAGGUCCCGGUGCUCCUCGAUCCCGCUCUUCCCGAUCCCACUGUUUCCCAAUCCCGACCCCGCUGUUCCCGACCCCGCUGUUCCCGACCCCGCUGUUCCCGACCCCGCUGUUCCCGAUCCGGACCCCGCCGUCUCCGCUCCUUCCUCCCUCGUCCCCGGUCCCUCCCUGCGCAUGUGCAGGCGCGGGGCAGUGCCGGCGGAGCGGCGCGAGCGGCCCUGCAGGUAACAGUGGAAACAACAGGAAAAGAGACUGUCAGAAGUAGAGAUGAUGAAAGAGGACAGGGAUCACAGGUACUGCAAUGGCUGCAGGAGUUUUGCUGAAAAAUGAGCAACCGUACUCCUCACUGAUAGAGAGCAGUGUGUAUCUGGCAAAUAUGAGUUCAGGGAGCUCAAGGCGCCCCACGGCCAAGUACACGAAGAUGGGGGAGCGGCUGCGCCACGUCAUCCCUGGGCACAUGCAGUGCUCCAUGGCCUGCGGCGGCCGCGCCUGCAAGUACGAGAACCCUGCGCGCUGGGCUGAGCAUGAGCAGGCCAUCAAGGGGCUCUACUCCUCCUGGAUAACAGAUAACAUCCUGGCUAUGGCUCGACCCUCAACAGAAUUAAUUGAAAAGUACAACAUUAUUGAGCAGUUUAAAAGUUGUGGCAUAAAAACCAUAAUUAACCUUCAGCGUCCUGGAGAGCAUGCGAGCUGUGGGAACCCCCUGGAGCAGGAGAGUGGCUUCACCUACCUUCCUGAAGCCUUUAUGGAGGCUGGCAUUUAUUUUUAUAAUUUUGGAUGGAAGGAUUAUGGAGUGGCAUCUCUCACAACUAUCCUUGACAUGGUAAAGGUGAUGUCUUUCGCCCUGCAGGAGGGGAGGGUGGCUGUUCACUGCCACGCAGGACUUGGGAGGACAGGUGUUCUAAUAGCUUGCUACUUGGUUUUUGCCACCAGAAUGAGUGCUGACCAAGCGAUUUUGUUUGUCAGAGCCAAAAGGCCCAAUGCCAUCCAGACCCGGGGGCAGCUGCUCUGUGUCAGGGAGUUCUCCCAGUUCCUGGUCCCUCUCCGCAAUGUCUUUGCAUGCUGCGAGCCCAAGGCACACGCGGUCACCCUGUCCCAGUACCUGACCCGCCAGAGGCACCUGCUCCACGGCUACGAGAGCAGGCACCUCAAGCACGUGCCAAAACUCAUCCACCUGGUGUGCAAGCUGCUGCUGGACCUGGCUGAGAACAGACAGGUGGUAGAGGCAGAGCUGCUGGACAUCCCAGACCUCUCAGCUGAGAUUGAGAAGACCGUGUCCCAGCUGGCAUCCAUGGAGCUCGAGCGGGAGCUGGCCAGGCACGACAGCGACACGUCGGACUCGUCCUACACCCAUUCCUCUGCUCUCGACAGCCAGGACUCACACGUCUCCCUGGGACACGAAUGUAAUGCUUUCUGUAAAAGAAGGAAUGUCGAAUGCCUUCAGCCUCUUACUCAUAUGAGAAGGCGUCUGAGCUACAGUGAGUCAGACCUAAGGAGAACUGAGUUUCUUUUGGAACAGGAUGACACUGCCUGGACAGUUCCUGCUCAGAUCUUAGUGAACAACAAACCCAAGCAGAACAGUGGAGAGGAAUGUUCUGCCACAGGUGAGGCAAAGCCACAGCUGGAGUUAAACAAAGAAGCAUUAGUGCGUAACACGUGCAUGUUCUCGAAUGAAGGGAGAUUUCAUUUGGAUGGACGAAGGGGUGGCUCCUGUCACAGAAGGAGCUCUACCAAAGAAGUACAACGCAGCAGGACCUAUUCCUCAGGCCUCGUGUCCAUGCACAAUCCCAAGGAACCUGGGAUGCAAAGGCACAGCAUUGCCAGUGAGACUGUUCACAGGAAGGACCACAAGACCAAUAUAUAUGGCAGGAGAGUGUAUCUCUCUGAGGACUCUGACUCUUCUUCUUCGUCUUCCAAAGUGAACUUUUCCAUUGGAUCUGAAAGUGAGAGUAGCAGAGAGCUAUCAGAGACAAUUCCACACAUUGUUCUGCAGUCAGAAUUAAGUUUGGAAGCCCGAAGAAUUUUGGCAGCCAAAGCACUUGCAGAUAUAAAUGAAUUUCUGGGAGAGGAUGAAGUGAAGCAGAAGGUAGAAAUGUGGCAGAAAGAACUGAAUUCUCAAGAUGGAGCUUGGGAUAAAAUCUGCACAGAAAGAGAUCCUUUUAUCCUCUGCAGCUUGAUGUGGUCAUGGAUAGAGCAGCUGAAAGAACCUAUUAUAUCCAAAGAUGAUGUUGACAUGCUGGCAAAACAUUGCACAGAAUCCCAGGAUGCGCUCUACUUGUUGGGAAAGGAGCAGUGUCAGACCAUCCUUUGUAUUUUACACUGUGUGGUGAACCUGCAAGCGCUGCCAGAUGAUGUGGAGGAGGCCUUACUUAAUCGUGCUAUUAAAGCUUUCACCAAGACAAGCUUCGAUUCUGAGAAUGGGCCAUAUGUUUACAAUACCUUGAAAACUGUAUUUAAACAAGCACUGGAAGAAAAAAGGAAAAGGAUUAAAGAAGGAACAGAGAAUCCUUCUUGAUUUCUACACAGCUCUGCCAAAGCAUUAGAUUGGCCUACCAAAUUAUUUUGCAUUUUCCAGCUACUGUAUUUUGUGCUACCUGGCAUGAUCUACCUAACUUCAGGUAAUAGAAGUUAUUAACAAAUAAUUUUAUUUUUUUAGAGGGAGUUUUAGUGGCAGUUGUUCAGUCUACAUAGUUUUAAAGAACGGCUCCAUGUGACCAUUCUCUGUAGCAUUUUGUUUCAGGUACUGUUCUUCUAUGUUGUGAAGGGUUCUCCUAUUCUCGAUGUGUUUAUUGAUGUGGAAACCUCUGUUAUUGGCAAGAAACAUUAUUGUCGAGUGACAUGACUGCUGUAAGUUCAGUGCCAUGGUCCUCAAAGGUUUAAUGGAUUAAUAUUUAUGUAUUACAUGUUUACAUUAAAGAUAUUUGAUUUCAUUUUGCAGAAAAUAAAUAUUGACUGAACCUGUGAAACUGCUUUUCCUUUCAGAAAUUUUGAAGUAAGACCAACAGUAAUAAUGGAGAGAUUGACAGAUCCUGAGAUCUGUUAUUGACAGCAGACAGUAUUUCCUUCAGAUCUCUUAAAUAAUUGUAAAGUAUUUCUAGAAGGUGUUG
This is a messenger RNA of Serinus canaria (Common canary), 4466 nucleotides long. RefSeq names its product protein tyrosine phosphatase domain containing 1 (gene PTPDC1). The record is from RefSeq and is a predicted model, not a curated record. Gene Ontology annotation, biological process: protein dephosphorylation; cilium assembly. Bases 1661 to 3874 code for a protein of 737 amino acids. Gene Ontology annotation, molecular function: protein tyrosine/serine/threonine phosphatase activity. Lineage: Eukaryota; Metazoa; Chordata; Aves; Passeriformes; Fringillidae. The transcript is spliced from 11 exons.